AGACACAGUGCUUUAUGGAUUGGGACAUAUAUUUGCAGGAAGCAUUUAUUCCUUGUGCCAGGGAGAUCCCUCCUUUGGAGCCCUUUUGUGAUGGAGAUGGCUUUGACCUAUAUAUCGAUGGAGCCCGCUUCCUGCCGGAUGCUGUCACUGUUACCAGGGUCGCCGGACGUGUCUUCACCAGUAGUUUCCAACAAAUUGGACCAGACAUAUCCUCUGAGAUCGACUUGAACAGCAGCAUUUUUGAUCCACUUUACAACUGCUCCAUUGAAAUCCGAGUGCCAUUUAUACCACCUUGUGCAACUCUCCUAUUGAAGCUUUAUUCUCUUAGUAGUUUAAACUCCAGUCUCAUCCUGAUUGGCUGGGCAGCUCUCAAUCUUUUUGUGGAAUCUGGAACACACACACACCCCAAGCCUGGGGCCAGAAGGAUCCAGGUCUCUCUCAAUGAUGGUGCUCAUCAGCUCCGCAUUUUCCAUAACAGCCCGUGUCCAGAUCAGCCCUUCUCUGUCAGUUCUCUGACUACAGCAGGACGGUAUGUGCCUUGUGCAACCCUACUGGUGAGGCUUCUCAAGGCUCCUGUGAAUUCCUGCUGCCAGACCUUGCAAAGGAACACGGUCCCCCACACAAACUGGGCCAAGCUGGGUCUCUUCCAGGCCCGGCCUGAUUACUCUGAUGGGGUCUAUUAUUCGGAUUCAGCCAAACCCUCUGCAGGAGAAAGUUGCUUCUAUGAGGCCAUGGCAAACAGGUCUGUUGUCUCUGUUCGGGAAAUUGUUCAUCAGCUUGCUGGAAAUAACAGCCUGAGCACAGAUAAGAAGAUCUCCAGCUGGAUCCACCAGAAACUAACCUGGCUACCUGGCAGCAUCCCCCAGACUUUCAACCUCACCUAUGUCUCCCAAUAUAUCACAACCUAUGGUGUCAAGUUUGCCCUGGAUAGAGCCAUUAACUUGCCCUGGGUUGGCUUGACAAAGGCCCACUUCUGCUUCAACCCACCUGCAGCUUUUUAUUAUGGGAGCCAGUGGAUGAAGUAUGAUUACCCCAUCUUUGUCAAGACACUUGAUGUCAACAGUUUCCAGCAAUGGCCCACAUGGCUUGAUGGCUUCAAGUCCUGUCUGCAUAGGGCUUACCAUGAAUAUUCAUCAGUGAUUAUCCACCUGUAUGAGAGCAAGGUGACUUCAGACCAAGAUGCUUUGGGCCAAAAGGAGGAUAUCCAAACCACUCACAGAAGAGUCAUCCUGAAGAAGGAGCGGUUAUAUUAUACUCUGAGAAGUGAGGCAUGGACUGCACUCCAUGUGUUCUCUAGAGAUUACUGCAACACUGGAGUUUACCAGCUGCCUCUGUACCAGGGGGCUCCCAGCCAGGUCAUCCUGCAUUCCUUAUCCCAAGGGAAAUGCAGCAGCAUUAUGAACAGCUUGCUCCAUAAGAACAUGAUCAAAUUGGUGGAAGGUGCAUCUGUACUUGUCCGUAUAGCUGAUGGACGGUGGGAUGAAGAAUUCAGAUAUACAAUACAGGACAUUGAUCAGUCCUACAUGCCCAAGAAUGCUCUGAAUAUAUCCUGUAAGGAACCCUCUGGAGCCAAAAUUGCAGAAUUAAUGCCACGAGAGACAUCACAACAGAAAGGACAGCUUAUAUUGGAACAAAUCUAGCACAGUAAAAAGCUGUAACACUUCCAUUAAACAUGAAGAGAUUACUG
Molecule: messenger RNA, 1687 nt
Organism: Heteronotia binoei (common prickly gecko)
Lineage: Eukaryota; Metazoa; Chordata; Lepidosauria; Squamata; Gekkonidae
Exons: 12
Coding region: 15-1640 (541 amino acids)
Source: RefSeq, a predicted model, not a curated record